Molecule: messenger RNA, 6135 nt
Organism: Microplitis demolitor
Lineage: Eukaryota; Metazoa; Arthropoda; Insecta; Hymenoptera; Braconidae
Gene: sei
Product: potassium voltage-gated channel subfamily H member 6
Exons: 22
Coding region: 613-4356 (1247 amino acids)
Biological process (GO): potassium ion transmembrane transport; membrane repolarization during action potential
Cellular component (GO): membrane
Molecular function (GO): inward rectifier potassium channel activity
Source: RefSeq, a predicted model, not a curated record
UUUUUUUUUUAAAUUAAAACUUAAAAUUCAAAUUACGGUUUUUUAAAAUUUAAAAAUUUAAAAAAUAAAAGGCUUGGAAAAUUUUUUAAAAAUAAUCGCAAAUAAUUUAAAAUAUUAAGGAGUAGGUUAAAGUCGUUGUAUUAAAUCUUGGCAACGAAUAAAUAUCGCGAAAAUUACCCGCCGCGCUUUUUUGACCACGCAUUCACACGGCCUUCAGCUAUUAACUUUUAUUAAUCGGCAAAUGCUUUAUAACUUUGCUCUACGUGUCUUUUAUACAAUUUUAAAUAUAAAUAUAUAAAUAAUAAUAUAUACAUAUGUAUGAUAAUAAUAAUAAUAAUAAUAAUUAAGUGUUUAAACGUUAAUUAUGCUCAAUUCGUGCUGUGCUUUUUUACGAAACUCCGAGUGAGUUAAAUGUUUAUUUAUUAUUUUUUAUUUAGUGCGUAGUUGUGUCGACUGUUUAUUGUAUGUAUAUAUGCAUAUAUAUGUGUGGAUGUAUAUAGAUUAAAUUUGGAUAGUAAUUGUAAUUACGGUUAUUCGUUUUUACAUUUGUUGUAAUAAAUAAGUGGAGAAGUUUGAGAUAAAUAGUGGUCCUUUAAGGACGAAAAUAUAGGGAUGCCUGUCAGAAGAGGACACGUUGCUCCAAGGACCACCAUUAUUGAAACCAUCAUUAGGAAAUUUGAUACUCAUGACAGAAGUUUUUUGGUAGCCAACGCUCAACAGGGACUAUGUCACAUUAUUUAUUGUUCGGAUGGAUUUUGCCGGCUUACCGGAUUUUCGAGGGCGGAGGUGAUGCAACGGCCAGCCGUUUGCGAUUUUCUUCAUGGACCAAUGACCUCACCUCAUGCUAUUGCUGCAUUACGUGAUGCAUUGAUUGCAGGAGUCGAGAAACAUUUUGAAAUCCUAUACUACAGAAAAGACGGCACCAAGUUCUUGUGUAGCGAGGUUAUUGCUCCAAUAAGAAGCGAGGUAGAUGACAUCUGCCUGCAGAUUAUCAACUUUGAAGAUCUGAGUGCUCAGCCACCCCCGCCGCCAGCUGUGCCUCCACCUUCGACAACUAACAAUCGUCUUGCGACACGAUUUGACAGAGCCAGAGCAUCCUUUCGUGCUGGAUUGUCUAGAACUGGAGUCGUUGGUCCUCCGAGGGUUAGAAAUAGACCGAGAGCCGCUUCAACUGUGCCGCAGAGACAGCUCGCUGAUGGGACCAUUUUAGAUGAAGAGGCUUCUGAAAAUUGUCCACUGACAUGUGGGUCACCAACGAUGGUAGAGUCCUGGGGCCCAGGAUCCGGGAGAAUGGGGACCCCACCGCCAGUGCCGCUGCCAUUGCCAGCCAGCACCAGCGGGCAUGGGAUCUCUGCGGGCCUUGGAGCGGCAACUCGACCGACGACGACUACCACAGUGGCAACUGCGCCGAUAGCCAGCCCCGAAGGAGUAAGCGACAUUUCACCGAAAUCGGGAAUCUGGGAUGGCACGAAUUGCUCACCGGGAAAUGGUAAUGAUGGACCGUCAAGAAGUGUAUCUCAUGCUGCCAGUCUGGAUGCCAUUUCAAGGAGGAUGGUCAAGAAUGACAUGUCCAGAAUACCAUGUAGGAGUCUCACUUGCAGUGUUCUACCGAAUCGAGGAAGUGAAUGCGCAACCGGGUUCGAGCGGUGGCCAGCAACGGUCGAUAAUCUCAUGGAAGCAACGAAACAUUCAAAAAUAUUUCCCGGUGUCGCAUCCGAAAGUGAUCUCCAAAGAUGGCGGGCUUCGAAAGAGAGAAAAUCGCCGUCUCUCAGUCAAAUGGGUUCAGACUCCGUUAAACACAAAUUCUCUCUUCAGGACAACGGCUCCGCCAAGUACUUUCAAGGAGUUAUGCACACACCUAAUAUGGGAGAAAAAGUUGCUCAAGUUCUUUCACUUGGCGCAGAUGUACUGCCGGAAUAUAAACUACAGUCACCGCGUAUCCACAAGUGGACGGUCCUGCAUUAUUCACCUUUCAAAGCAGUUUGGGACUGGAUUAUUCUUCUGUUGGUUAUGUAUACAGCCAUUUUCACACCCUAUGUCGCUGCUUUUUUACUCAGUGAACCUGACUAUAACAGCAGGAAGGCUAAAAAGUAUAGCGAUGAUCCAAUCGUCAUUAUUGAUCUCAUUGUUGACGUGACAUUUGUCGUUGACAUUCUUAUAAAUUUUCGUACGACAUUCGUGAACACGAAUGACGAAGUUGUGUCAGGACCGUGGAAGAUCGCCGUCCAUUACCUGAGAGGGUGGUUUAUUAUUGACUUGGUAGCGGCCAUACCGUUCGAUCUUCUCCUCUACGGCUACAACACCGACGAGACAACGACUCUAAUGGGGCUUCUCAAGACUGCGCGGUUACUGCGUUUAGUCCGAGUUGCAAGAAAAAUAGACCGAUAUAGUGAAUACGGAGCCGCUGUAUUGCUGCUACUUAUGGCGACGUUUGCGUUGAUCGCUCACUGGAUGGCUUGCAUUUGGUACGCUAUUGGAAAUGCUGAAAGGCCACUUUUGAAAAGUAAAGUCGGCUGGCUCGAUAUACUCGCAAAUGACACUCAUCAAUUCUAUUAUCACAAUAAUACUGGUGGACCCAGUAUUAAGAGCCGUUACAUAACUGCAUUAUACUUCACCUUCAGCAGUCUUACGUCAGUAGGUUUUGGAAACGUCGCACCCAAUACGGAUACCGAAAAAAUUUUUACAAUCAUCGUGAUGUUAAUUGGAUCCCUUAUGUACGCGAGUAUUUUCGGAAACGUAUCAGCAAUAAUCCAACGACUGUACAGCGGAACUGCACGAUAUCACACGCAGAUGCUGCGUGUCCGUGAAUUCAUUCGUUUCCAUCAAAUCCCGAACCCACUGAGACAGCGACUGGAAGAAUAUUUCCAACACGCUUGGACUUACACCAACGGUAUUGAUAUGAAUAGCGUCUUGAAAGGGUUCCCCGAGUGCCUUCAGGCAGAUAUUUGUCUUCAUCUGAACCGGCAACUUCUCAACAACUGCAAAGCUUUCGAAAAGGCCAGCCCCGGUUGCCUGAGGGCUCUUUCGCUCAAGUUCAAAACAACCCACGCUCCGCCUGGGGAUACGCUGGUCCAUCGUGGAGACGUCCUUACCUCGCUCUACUUUAUAUCGCGCGGCAGCAUUGAGAUACUUAAGAAUGACAUCGUUAUGGCGAUUCUUAAUCCCCCGGACAUAUUUGGGGAAAAUCCCUGCGAGCAUCCUACUGUUGGAAAGUCUUCCUGCAAUGUACGGGCACUUACUUACUGUGAUUUACAUAAAAUACAUCGAGAUGAUCUUCUAGAUGUCUUAGCGCUCUAUCCGGAGUUUCAUCAACAUUUUAUUGAAAAUUUGGAGAUUACUUUUAAUAUGAGAGAUGAUGAGCAAGCAGGAGUUGAUCCGAUAUCAGCGCGAUUUCCUGUGAGCACUCCAACAGACGUAGAUGGAGACACUCGAAGAUUUGCGUUCCGUCCACCACGUUAUCGAUUUGGACCAGGUGUAAUCGGUGCACCAAACACUCACCUAGUGCCGACAGGUCGUCAGAACUCGUUCCAAGACGACCCCGACGACUACGACAAGUCAAGUGGCCAUGGGAUCCUGGAGUUCAGUACCGACAAAGCGGGUCAAGAUGUCACUCCAAUGAACCUCGAGUUCGAUGAACCCAAGCAACGAAGCUCGACCCUAAACUCCAUUACCGGCAUGCUAACCCACCUCAAGCGCAGCAUACCGGACCUUCGACAGCACACUAAGAUCCACCUGCAGCCGCUAACGAGUCACGACUACUUAGCUAAACAAGUGACCACACCAUUGACCAGGCCGCCACGCAAAAGUUCGACCAAUGGUGAUACCAGUCACUGUAAUAUUAUUCAACCGGUUUCAAAUCCAUCUAGUCAUUACACAACACCAUCACCACCUCAGCAACAGCUUCAGCUUCUUCAGCAAAAUUCGCAUGCAGGUGAGUUCCAAAGCGGGCCGGGGCGACCCCUAGAGGACAUAAACAUCCGCAUCGACGAUCUGUCGCGUCAAGUGUCAUCUCUAGAGCGAACAAUGGCAGGAGAUCUAAGAUUAAUCUUGGCGCUGCUUCAGCAGACACUGGAUACAUCAAAAGACAGUUCCAGCACGGAUAUGAUGCCUGGCACAGCUCCAGCGGCGCCAAUUACCGCAGUGAGAUCAUCCCGAGCACCCGCAUUAGCACAAAGAUCUGCCAGCGAACCCCAGCCCUCGUCUCUGCCCGGUUCCUCAUCCGCUAACGGAAACGGAGCCAAGAUACAGUCCAGUGCAUCGCACAGUCUCUUCCGCUUUCUUUCAAAAUCCCUGGAUCAGUUGCAUUUGAUUUCGGCGCGUUUUGUUUUGGAAAAAUUGGACAAGAUCCGAAGGUGACGUGAUCAUACAAUCAACUGAAUACAUAAAUAAUAAUACUGUUAUUAUUUACUAUUUACCAUGUAUACUAAUAAUAAAUAUAUAAGAGAACUUAUGUCUCUCUAUUAAUCUAUUCUUCUUCAGCUCGUUUUACAGCAGCGUCACGUGUCUCCAUGUCCAUUUGUCCUUUCUUAUCGAUCCUUAACCUCUAAACGAUCUCCGUGGUCACGCGAGACCCAGAGCGAUCGAUUCCCUGAUGUUCAUCACCGAACUUCGUCUAGAGAGAGACUGAACUUCGGGCGACCCCCACUACUGGCGAUUUCUGAACUGCGCAUGCGUGGAAAAGUGGGGGAAGCUUAGUUCAUUCUCUCGCUGGGACGAUUGAACCAUUAAGGUCAUUAUUGUUUAUUACUGUCAUUUUAUGGAGGUAAUUUGAGAACCUGGAGAUUGUAGAUUAGAGAUUUUAAUAUUUUACGGAGACAGGUGGCGUUGUUUUAUAGAUGAGUAUAUUUAUGGGACAUUCGGGAUAAUUUAAGGUCAGUGAGUUUUGGUAUUUUUGCUGAUGGAAAAGAGUAUGGAAAGUGUUUUUGAAGCUUGAAGCCUUUGGAAUUUGAAGGUUAGGUAUCGUAAUGCGAGAGAUAAUUGGCCCUUAUGGUGCUCGAGACCGUAAGGGCGCAUUAGAAAUUUUUUUGGUAAAUUGUUAGACUUUUUUUUUAGAAUAGAAAUUUAUAAAAUAGGGUUUUUGAUAUUUUUUGCCCUUAUGGCGAGAGAUAAGGGCCGGGAGUUAUAAGGGCGUAAAAUAUUUUUCUUUCUAUUUUGGUUUUUGGAUAAAGUUCUUUAGAAAUGCAAGUUUGUAAUUUUAUUCAUACGCCCUUACGACGGGAUAAGGACCGGAAGUUAUAAGGGCGUAAAAUUUCUUUUCCUUAUGUAGUUUUUGACAAAAAUUUUCAUAAAUAUAAAUAAGUAAUUUUUUCAUACGCUCUUAGGGCUUGAGAUAAGGGCCAGAAAUUAUAAGGGCGUAAAAUAUUUUUUUUCUGUUUUUAGUUUUGGAAUAAAUUUUUUUAGAAAUUCAAAGUUUUAAUUUUAUUCAUACGCCCUUAAGACUCGGGAUAAGGACCGGGAAUUAUAAGGACCUCAAAUAUUUUUCCAUUUUACUUUUUUAAAAUUUUUUUACAUGAAUACGAAUGAGUAAUUUUUUUUCAUACGCCUUUAGGGCUUGAGAUAAGGGCCAGAAGUUAUAAGGGCGUAAAAUAAAAGGUCGUAAAUUUCUUUUCUGCUCUAGUUUUUUGAAAUUGUUUUAUGAAUAAAAUUUUGUAACUUUUUAUCGGCCCUUAGGACUCAGAAUAGGUCCUAAGGGCCAUAAGGACCAAAAAAAAAAAAUAGAUAAAAACUUGCAUUUUUGAAUUUUUACACUUCCAGUUAAAAACUACAUUAAUUAGUCAAAAAAAAAAUAGUGCGUAUAUUUUACUAGGAUGCGCUCUUACGACCUUUUUUACACGAUUUUAAAUUCCAAAAACAUAAAAAAUACCGAUUGUAUAACGUCAACAAUAGACUUUCCAUCAGCAAAACGAACCAAAAACUGCUCACCCCGAACCAACUAGUCUCCGAAUGUCCCAACCUUUAACUAGAUCUGUAACCUAGUGGCGCAUACACAUCCACUGUAAAUAAAGUCACCGGCUUGCUCGGGUAACUGAAGGCUAAUGGCAGCUGCUUAAGUAACUAAACCAUAGAUUAAACCGGCUUAAUCAGCCAAUUAUUAACCAGCAUCACUAAAAUAAGAAGACUAAUUGUUGAAUAAUG